AUGUUUGUGAAUCAAGUGAAUCACUGCAUUCUCUACGGCUGUGACCUCCUCAAAGAGAACCUAGGAAGAGUUAUAGGAAACGGUCAGACAACGAGAGUGUGGAAAGAUUCAUGGAUUAGUCUUGACUCAAACAGCAAACCAUUUGGCCCUGUCCAUGAAUCGGCUUUGGAUUUUCGUGUCUCAGAUCUCCUAACCUCUGAUCUCCAAUGGAAUAAAAAGAGAAUAGAGGAAAUCUUACCAGAUUUCUCGCAGCAAAUCCAGUGUCUGAAGCCAAGCCUCACAGGAGCAGAAGACUCUUAUGUGUGGCACCCACUCCAGUCGGGAGUAUACUCAACGAAGUCGGGGUACAAUUCCAAAGCAGCCUCUUUGCUGCCAAUGCCUCUGGGCCAUGCUGCCGAACCAAACCAGAACCUGGAGUUCAAAUGGGUAAAAGAUGUUUGGUCAGGGAAGUUCUCUCCUAAGCUCAGAGUUUUCUUAUGGUCAAUCAUUCAAAAUGCGUUACCUCUUGGAGAAAACUUACAACGUCGAGGAGUAACUGCUGAUGCUCUAUGCCCUCGUUGUAAAGAAACAGAGACAGCUAUGCAUACUUUCUUCCUCUGCCCUUUCGCUAAAGAAGUUUGGAGACAAAUCCCCCUAUCAACACCAGUUCACCUAGCUGAGGAGACAAACUUCAAACAAGUAGUGGUACUAGCCAGGAGCUUCAAAUGCCUUCCGCCAACAGGAAUCAAACACAGUAUCCUCCCUUGGGUCUGUUGGAUGAUCUGGACGGCUCGCAACCGGCUCAUCUUCGAAGAUAAAACGGCGCAACCGAUGGAAAUCGCGACAAAAGCGCUAGUGGCAGCUCGUGAAUGGGAUAUCGCUCAGGACACUAAGGAGAAACCCCUCGCACCAGAUCAAGAACAUCGAAGCCACCGACGCCCACAGCAACCCCCGCCAUCGACGAUCACUUGUAACAUUGAUGCCGCUUGGGAUUCAUCCACCAGGAGAGCUGGACUAGCGUGGCUGAUUAAGGAUACGGCCUCUAACAUCCAGGAGUCAGGAUCACAGACAAUCGAUAGCGUCGCCUCACCCCUAGUGGCAGAAGCACUAGCUCUUCGCCUAGGACUCCAGACCGCAGCAUCGAAAGGAAUCUCAGAGAUUCUCUUUCUCUCCGACUGCUCAACGCUCAUCAGAGCUAUCUCAAGCAACUCCCAGAUCAAGGAGAUCUUUGGUAUCCUCAAAGAUAUCAACCAAAUCUCUUCUGCCUUUGCAUGUUCUCGUUUCUCCCACAUCUCUCGUUCUCAGAACAGAGACGCGGAUUUCAUCGCUAAACAGGCCCUUAGGGCUUUUCGUUUUUCUGCUUCUGUUGUAACCCAGUGA
Molecule: messenger RNA, 1359 nt
Organism: Raphanus sativus (radish)
Lineage: Eukaryota; Viridiplantae; Streptophyta; Magnoliopsida; Brassicales; Brassicaceae
Exons: 1
Coding region: 1-1359 (452 amino acids)
Molecular function (GO): RNA-DNA hybrid ribonuclease activity; nucleic acid binding
Source: RefSeq, a predicted model, not a curated record